AUGUCGAAAAUGCCAUAUACUCCCCACUGCACCGCCACGCCCAAAUGCACCUUCUGCGCCCCCCUCUACACAGACCUCUACCCACGCUUCGGCCCCUCAAAGCUAACCCUCCCAACACCGAAGACCUACCCUAUCCUCUUCACAAACACAUUCAACCUUACACUUACACCCGCAUCCCUGCAGACAUUCUCCGCUAUCGAAGAUAUGGAAUCGAUCAUCGAGUCUUUUAUCCUGGAGAACUCCUUUCCGGAGUAUAGGGAUAUCCGUGUCCCCGUUUACAGACUCCUCACAAUCACUGAUUCCCCUGGCCAUAGUCACGACGCCGAGACCGUGAUGAAGCUGAUGAAAGAAAACACAAAGGCUAAAGAGGCGAGUCCAAGCGCGAGCCUAGCCCUAACGCUAACCCUCCUCAUCGACUUCCCCGAGAAGCAGCAUAUUGGCCCGGAGAAGAUGGGCUGGUUAUUCGGGGAGUUCCCUGCCGUGCCGAAUUCGUCGUGGGAGAGGAGGGGGCCGGAGGAGGGGGAGGCCAGGCAUGCGAGCUUGGCGAGGUUGGAGUUUUGGAGGGAGGUGUUGCGUGCCGAGGGAGAGGGGAGGGUGGUUUUCGGUCCCGAGUAA
Messenger RNA from Aspergillus calidoustus, 615 nucleotides. The record is from the annotation of a GenBank genome assembly. Lineage: Eukaryota; Fungi; Ascomycota; Eurotiomycetes; Eurotiales; Aspergillaceae.